This is a messenger RNA of Raphanus sativus (radish), 1170 nucleotides long. RefSeq names its product probable WRKY transcription factor 62. NCBI's taxonomy places the organism in Eukaryota, Viridiplantae, Streptophyta, Magnoliopsida, Brassicales, Brassicaceae. The transcript is spliced from 3 exons. Bases 192 to 977 code for a protein of 261 amino acids. Gene Ontology annotation, molecular function: DNA-binding transcription factor activity; sequence-specific DNA binding. The record is from RefSeq and is a predicted model, not a curated record. Gene Ontology annotation, biological process: regulation of DNA-templated transcription.
ACAUAAUACUAGUAGGAGAGUAUGGUAAUUAACACACCAUUAUAUAUAUACACGCACGAAACUUCCUAACAACAACCUCAUUAUAUACGAAGAGACCCCACCCAUCACAUCACAUUCACAUCUCCUAGUUAAAAAUCUGGGAUUUGCUAAAAACGUGAGAGAAUUGCUAAGUCACAAAGUCAACAAAAAAGAUGAAGUCUAGCCAGGAAAACGCUGUGGAGACCCUCCUUCACGGCCAUGGGUGUGCCAACCAGCUCAAGCUCAUCAUGGACCAGGCCAAGUUAGACUCGUCCAUGGAAAGGGAGGACCUGGCCAAGUCCGUCCUCCAUUGUUUCUCGGAUGCUCUAUCCAUAUUGAUCGAUACUAACGAUCAUCAUCAUCAAGAUGACCGAUCCAAUAACUCACCUCCCCAGGAUUCGUCUCCUGUUCUUGAGAACAGCAGGAGACCACUUCACAAGAGGGGAAGAAAGACAUCAGUGGCAGAGAGCUCAGAUUACCGUAGACACGAAUCCCCCAACCCGAUCUACCACGAUGGCUUUCUAUGGAGGAAAUACGGACAAAAGCAGAUCAAAGAAGCAAAUCACCAAAGGAGCUACUACAAGUGUGCGUACACAAAAGACCAGAAUUGUGAAGCAAAGAAGCAGGUUCAGAUGAUCCAACACAACCCUCCAUUAUACUCAACCACUUACUUCGGCCACCACACAUGCCAACUUCACCAAGCCUAUGCAUCUUUCCCCAUUGACACCUCUGAUCCGCUUGAUUCCCACAUGAUUCGAUUUGAUCACCCAGACUUCUCCAUCCAUCAACAUCAGAACCAAAGUCAGAAUCAGAUAAUUUAUCUCAAAGAUGAAAACAUGACGCUACCUGAUAAAGCAGAAGAGUGUUCGUCUCCAUCUCAGUGGAUGUCCUCGGAGGUUGCCCACGCAGUGGAGGCUUUCGAAUUUAACCCUUUUCGCACAUCAAGUGAUCUAUCAUGACCAUAUAUACAUCCUUCUCUAUUCUUAUCAUCAUACAUAUGUAGCUUCUUUAAUUAUAUGUUUCCACCCAAAAUCCGAUAGUAUACUAGCUACUGUUACUUUUCCACAUUAUACAUUUCUAUCUACUUGAAGCUUUUGUUUAGUUAAAUUUUAACCAGCUUCAAUAACACGUGAAUGAGUGUUUGGACUGUUA